GAGCGGUCUCGACCACCCAUGGCCCCGAUUGCUGGUGGCCGAGGUGGGCCGCGUGCGGGAGCUCGCGGCCGUCGAGACCGACGGGGCCGACAGGGGCGCUCCUGCUGCCCGCCGCGGUGCGCGGGAUGCGGCGCUGGAGGCGGCUGGCUUCUGGCGCGACGCCGAUGGAGACUGGCGGCUGGCCGAGGGCGUGAACGACGACGACGAGCUGGCCGCCGCGUGGGAGGCAGACCCGUCCUUCCCUAAGGUGCCCGCCGCGGGCUUGGCGAGCAGCCGCUCGCCAAGCAGGCUCACCGCGGUCCAGAGAGCGCAGGACUGGCAGGCCAGGCUGAGCUUGGCCGAGCUGCCGCCAGCGCCCAGGCUGCCCGAGCACGAACGCGACCUCCAAGCCCUCCCCCAGGGCUGGUCGCGCCCGAUCGUGGCCGACAGCGACGACGGCAGCAGCACCUCCGACGAUCAGCAGGUCGUGCCAGCCGGCGAGAGGCGCGAGAAGGAGCUGCUGAGGAAGGCGGUCGGCGUCGGGCCUUCGAGGAACCGCUACACUCAAGAGCUGGAAGCCUUCCUGGAUUAUUGCGAUUGGGGUUCGCAGCGGGCCUUGACAAGUGCCUCAGAGGUGGACGAGGCGAUGGUCGACUACAUGAACCAUCUGUUCUUCGAAGGCCACGAGAGCGCCAAGGGCGAUCAGGUGAUGGCAGGCCUCAUGCACAGGUUCCCGGAGUUCUCAAAGCAGGGCGAGGCCAAAACCCCUCGGGCCUGGAGGUGCCUCCGAGGAUGGCGCAAGCUGGCGCCCGGGCAGAGCCGCCGCGCAUGGCCUUUGGCCCUCUGGUGCGGGCUCGCCUGGCGCAUGGUGGUGCGAGGCGCGCUGCAGAUGGCGGUGUUCCUGCUCGCGAUGGUCUCCGGCUACUUCAGGCCCAGCCAUCUGCUGACGCUGACGAGAGGCAACAUCCUCGCGCCUGCGAUGGGAGUGUGCCGCUGGUGGUCGCUACUGCUGUUCCCAGACGACAAGCCCCAGAUAAGCAAAACGGGACUGUCGGACGUCGGGGUGAUGUUGGACAGCGGAUGGUUUCAGUGUGCCAUGCCCAUCUUCCGAGAGCUCGCACGAGGGGAUCCCGAAGGAAAGGUGUGGGCGUUCAGUUACCUUCAGUUUCUGGCAGUGUUCAGGAAGGCGCUGAGCGACCUAAAGAUUCGGGAGCACAUUGUCCCGUAUCAAGCCAGACACUCGGGGCCCAGUAUAGACAACGCCCGACGAUACAGAACGAUCGAGGAGAUACAGAAGAGAGGCCAGUGGAAACAUGCCAAGUCGAUGCAACGUUGCGAAAAGGCGGCGAGGUUGGGGCAAAGCUGGUCACUCCUGCCGUCCCAGCUGCAAGGUACUUCGACACAGUGCGAACUACGUCUAGAGGACAUAUUGCUCGGAAAAGGUGCAGAGACAAUUACCCUGUGA
This is a messenger RNA of Prorocentrum cordatum, 1444 nucleotides long. The record is from the annotation of a GenBank genome assembly. Lineage: Eukaryota; Dinophyceae; Prorocentrales; Prorocentraceae.